This is a messenger RNA of Anopheles cruzii, 2799 nucleotides long. Its product is annotated as FHF complex subunit HOOK interacting protein 2A-like. The transcript has 6 exons. NCBI's taxonomy places the organism in Eukaryota, Metazoa, Arthropoda, Insecta, Diptera, Culicidae. The coding region runs from base 1 to 2505 and encodes 834 amino acids. The record is from RefSeq and is a predicted model, not a curated record.
AUGUUUCUUUGCCGAAAGUGGAACGAAAUCGAUAAUAUGUUUGGUAAACUGUCGGAGGUUCUGCAGACGGCGGCCGAUGUGCUCGCACCACCCCCGACGGCACUGCAAGACUUCGACUACCACUACCGAUUGGUAAAGAACUUCUACGUCGCGGACAGAACCCUUCCAAAGAUCCACAUCAACGACACGAACAUUCCGGUGCAUCUCGACCAGAUGCUGUCGAUCCUGAUACGCGAAGAGCAGCAGCAGCAGGAAGUACACACCAAAGCGAGCACCGGUCCCGGCGAUGAGUCCACCUCUACCGACAGUCCCCCCCCGACUACAUCCCAGUCCCACACGGAGCCGACAAAAUGUGCCGAGUGUAUGGAGUUUGUGCUGAGUAACCGGCCACUGGACGUGCUGGUAGAGUUUGCCGUAAACGACACGCCACCCGGUGCCCGCUACAUCGUGCUGAACUGGAUCCGCCGUUUCCUUUCCUGUCUAAAGUGUCCUCCGUUGGGCCACGCAAGUGUCUUUCAACCGGUCCAGCGGCUGGUGGAGCUCUGCAGUGGCACCAUUGCAUCGCCCUACGAGCGGGAAGAAAUACUGUUCCUCGAAACGGUUGCAGGUCUAGUGCGGACGGAUUCCAUUCUCGUGAACCUGUUCCUUAAGUCGCAUCAUCACUCCGCUCAGAUGCUAUCCAACUGGAAGGGUCUGGGUGCAAAACAGGCGCCCGUGAACAAUCCGUUGUUCGUUAGCACGAAAGUGGAGUACGAUACGCGACGAAUCUCGCUGGUCCGGGAAGACAGUGCUGACCAGGAGGAACCACAGAAUGGCGACAAGCAGUCGGCUGCCGGAAGUGAUAAGGGCGAAGUUGAGAGCUGUGAUUGUGACGAUGAGGACCAGUUUAUCCUUUUCGACGCCAUUGUUAGUUACCUUGAUAGCGCGGACAGCACGAUCGUCGUGAGAGCCUGCGAGGGAGUGCUCAUACUUUCGUCUUUGCCAACGCUUCGCAAAUCUUGCAAAGCCAUCCGCAACAGUAUCAGCCGAUUUUGCACCAUGAUGGCCGCCCGACUUGCAGCCAACUGUCAGCAAAUUCCGGAAGACAUGGACACGGGUGACAUCGAGGACGCAAACGUCACGUGGGGACUGUUUCCUCGCGAUCCCGAGCAACCGCACUACAUCGGACGCUACCAGCUGACAUCGUUCCUGUGCUGGCUGGACUAUUGUGAUUGCCUAAUGAAGGAAAGUGCGCUGAUUGUACCAGUGCUGGGACCGCGGAUACGGGACGAAAUGUUGAUUAACUACGUGGAGGCUACACUUAUAGGAUGUUUCGCUCCAUUUGCCCUCGUGCUGACGGCCAAGAUUGUGAAGAAAACGCAAUCGAAAGCCCUUCUGGAUGAAAUUGCCCACUGGCUCGUCGGAGAGGACGAGCUGCCGGAUGUGAACAAUUGUUUGCUGACGAUACUGAUCGAGAAUGCGCACGAGAACAGCGACAUCCUUCUACCAACGCUACAAUUCGUCGAGUCGCUGUUGGAUAACCCGCACGAGAAGAUCUUGCACGGCAUGCUGUUCUUCUACAUCAACAACCGAGGCUACUACGAUGGUAACGCACAAACCAUCCAAUCGUGGUCCGACGAGGAGGAUAACCGGGAGCGAAGACGCGGCAGUGCCGACGAUCCGAUCAAGUCACGCACAUUGGCACCGAGCAACAUUCUGAGGGUUAUCAAUCACUUUCUGCUUCUGCUUCCGCGGCAAAUCAUCAACGAUGCGGGAGGUAUCUGUUACGAAGAAUACAUGCAGGACGCUAACCGCCACUAUCAGACGUGGAUAAAGAAAACGCGCGGUUUCAGCUGGCCCGUCGAAGCGGUUUGGCUAGACAGUGGCGAACCGUCGCCUUUGGCGGCUCACAGUGAGCCAUGUCCCAGCGGUAGCGGGUUGAUGACGGUCAUUCCAUUGCCGCCCGUGAAGUUGGCCAAAAAACCGCGGCCCAAAUGUACGGACGACGGUCGUGGCGGGGAUAUGCACACGUGCGGCGACAGUGGCAUCUCGGAGGAGAGCUUCUACGAGGGGCCACUUCUAAAGCUGCUGUUCUCUCACGUCAAACAGAUGAACACCCAGGCGUACGAGCUGAAUCUGGCCGUGAUUGCCAUCCUGUCCAAGCUGGCCCUCUUUCCGCACCCGUAUUUGCACGAAAUUUUGCUCAACCCAGAAAUCCCGGUCGCGACCGGUGCCACCACGCUCUGGUCCGUGAUGCAGUUCCUUGCGCGUCAGUUGUUGACGGAGAUCCCGCGGGUGGAAAACUUCCACGAGAAGAUCAAGGACACGGGGCGACGGUUGCUGUCGAACCCUCCGUUGUACCACAAGGACUGCGAGCCGGUUGAGGGAGCGACCGAAAAUGGCCACGAGGAGGACGACGCGGAAAUCAACGAUCCGCUGUUCGAGUCGAUUGUUGUGUUGGAGGAGUUUUGCAAGGAGCUGGCGGCGAUUGCCUUCGUUAAGUACCAUCACGCCAAGGAGGAGUAAGGCGCGGCACCGAGCCACCGCAGCUGUGUCGCAAGGUUCCAAACGACGAUUGGAUGCGCUUAUUAUUGUAGGCUAAAUGGUUUGCCAAUUUAUUUUAUUGUUUUUAAAACGAAACGGAAUCGUACACACACACACACGCGGAGAAGGCCCAACCGUGGUCGUCCCCGGGGCUUAAACAAUUAAACGUAAACCACGUUACUUCCUAGGGUUAUUCAUUAGUUCUUAAGUAGUGCAAUGCCGCAAUGUUUGUUCGAUCGCGGGGAUUACGAAUUACUCACGGUCGGUAAAGAAACU